CCAGAGGCGAUUAGUUGCGGCUUGCCUCUAUUUCAGGGAUCCUUUCAAACACGCCCCCAAAGGGCUCGCCUUACCGAGUAACCGUAGUCAGGUACCUGGUCCUCUGAUACCCCAUACCCAAAUUCUGGCCAAUUUUGUUGUGGCUUCCCGUGCGGACCCUGUCUGUAUUUGGAGCCUGCCUCGACCCUUCUCCGUGUGAAUCGGGGGCUUCGCCGGUAUUAAUCCUACACCUGUCCUACCAGCCAAACAGACAUCAAAGCGAAGGCCUUAUUAUUUUCACGGACACCCCACAAUAUUUUGAACGUUCUGGAUCUGGCUGUCCUUGACGAGGGUCUUCAAGGACGAUGAACAGUAUCCUAGAAGGAUUUUGACGCCAACCGUUCUUAGACACUCUUGCCAACACCCCCCUCUUUAUCUGUCAAAGAGAGACCAUCAUUGCCCAACCGACUACAGCAUCAACAAGGGUUUGUUGGAGCAUUUACUAGUAAAUCGGUGGACUAGUAACCGUCUCACCAGCCGGUUUACUCAUACCACUGCUUCGUUUCGAUCUUCAUUUUGACUGGUCAAAUCUAGUGUUUUGGUACAACACACCUACCCAAACGCUGUACACACGACGAGCACUUCUUCACCCCGUUCCCCAGAGCUUUCUGUCUCGUUUAAACCAGCAAUAACCUAGCACCACGGGUUUGGAUCCCAAGAUUGUCGACACAAUCCCAUGAUCACUUGGUCCUUGAAUCAUCCCAGCUUAGCACUAGUCCCCAGCAACAUCGAACCUUCAGGAUAGCAGUUGCCAUCGCGAAGCAAGCAGACAUCGACGUACGCUUGGAACUUCUAAAACCAGCACUAUCAGCCUAAUACCGUUGGCUUCGCUCGCUACAUCAACCUUGUUUAAGGCUCUCCGAGAAACAGAAGUCAGCGUAUCGUGCUUCCCGUGGCACAAUAAGGACCAGCAGUGAUCUCACCAAAGAGCCCUAGAUUUGUCGCAUACUCCGGGAGAUUUUGUCAUUCCAAUGCUCGUUACGUCCAGGCAAGGCGCUACGGAGCAAAGUCCUUGGUCUAUCAGCAAGUUCGGAACACCUUAUUUAAGGUCGGCAGACAGUCUACGUAUGUCGAACUUUGACCCUGCGACGCAGUCGGACUGGCAGAGCCAGUAUUCAUUCCUUCCGCCAGGCGACAACAGUCUCUUCUCGCAGUCAUACGAACACGUCUCAAGCUCGACAGACAAUGCGAAUUCCCAAGCUCAACCGCGAUCCGUGGUUGGCCCAGGCAGUCCUCCAAAGGUCGAACCGCUCAAGCGGGUUAUUUCGCCAUUAGGACACAGAGCCGAUCCUCUAGGUCUGCGGCAACCGAAGCGGCCAUCCCCAGGUGUUGAGCAGGUAGGAGAUCACAGCGAGUUGUACACUCAAAAGGCUUCUGAGACGGCACACGGAGGAUCCCAUAUGUCGACAGAAACACCUAAUAUUUCGCUCGGCUCCCAUCCACUAAGCUCGGUCUCUUCAGCCGCGCACGAACCAAAAUUAUCCACAGCACAGUCAGUGAAUGAAGCUCAGUCGACGAUCAAAGAUGAAGAUGACGAUGUGUUGGAUGAUGAAGAAAUGAUAGAUGGCGAUGUGGAAGAAGAGCCUCAGGCGCAAGCACAGCCGCAAACAGCAGCGGAGAGAACAGCACAACGCCGGAAGAUGAAGCGGUUCAGGCUCACCCACCAGCAGACACGAUUCUUAAUGAGCGAGUUUGCUAAACAGCCCCACCCUGAUGCCGCGCAUAGAGAACGACUUUCUCGAGAAAUACCCGGCUUGAGCCCUCGUCAGGUGCAAGUCUGGUUCCAGAAUCGGCGAGCAAAAAUCAAGCGCUUGACAGCGGACGAAAGGGACCGUGUCAUGAAAAUGAGGGCGGUUCCCGACGACUUCGACAAUGUCCAGGCACUUCAUGCCCCUUACGGAGCGGUUCACGGUCUCGGGACACCCUUGACCUCGCCCGUUGAUUUUGCUGCCUCGUCUUAUGCAGACCACAUGAUGAGACCGCUUAUGGUGGACGUGCGGCGAUCUGAUACCAAUGACCAUCUCUCAUCGACCGGUAUGAGCCCAGCGUUCGGAAGUAUAGGCUUCAAUCCCUCGAACUCGCUCAACAACCCAGACACUCUUUCACCAAUGUCGCCCCCUUCUACCGAUAGAUACGGAUACAGUAACCAUCUCUCGGCGUCGUUGAGUGCUGGAGCACGGUCGUUAAAUCCAUUUGCACGACAACCUGGACUCGACGCGAGCGUACAUAUGCAUAAUCAUCAUUCACAACACCAAAUACGCACAUUACAACCUCUUCAACUUCGAGAGACCACAAAUAGGUCUCGCGCCGAAACACUUCAGUCUCCACUACGAACUAGUAUGUCAUGGAAAGGCGAGUCCCUUGAUUAUACAACCUAUCACGGUAGCAACACUUCGCCCACAAUGAACAGCAGGCCGCAAAACCUGUACCACCAGGAUCAUAUGAACAGUACCUCCACAUCUAACUUGGGAAGCUAUGAUCCAACUCACUAUGCGGGAUCGACCGCCCAGUCGCCUACUCACUUGAGUUAUCCCAACUACCAGUCAUCUAGUCUUCAAAACAACUCUCGCAGAAAUUCGCGCUUGAGUGCUUCCUCGGCCUCCCUGCCUUUUGGUCUCGAUCUACGAACGCAAUUUCGCUCGGCUGUAGGAGCCAACAGCUUACAGUCAACAGCACAUUCGCCAACUUCUACCCGUGCAUUGUCUACUGCUCAGCUAGGCAGUGGCGGCGCCCCUUCAAACUACUCUGCGUCGAGCUUUCCUUCCGCACCCCUCUCCGCGCCCGCCGAUUACUCCCUUUCCCGAACAUCACCUUACAGGCCACCACCAUCGGCAGGGGCCACAGACUAUACCAUCCCGCAGAUGAGCGCUCCAAUUGCCCUUCCCAACGACUUCUCGCAAGCGUUUCAGGCCAGCAGCAUGUCUAAUGGUGGAGGAAGUUCGAGGGAUACGCAGUCAUUGAGAGAUAAUUUUGGUGCGAGUGUCUUGGGGCUAGGUCACGGUCAUGGUCAUAACAAUCCGGCAAGCCACCACCGCACCACCGAUGACUAUUCUGUGAAUGACCCCCUAGGCAUGAAGCGGAAGCGGAGAUAUUCGGGAACGGCGCCUACUGGCGCUGGUGCACAGAGAAUCGGGGCAUAUGGGGCGGCGGUUUAAAUAUUUACGACAUGCAGACACUUUUCCUUUCUACUUCCGAAUCGACGUGGACGACCAUAUAUACUUUAAAAUCGGGUCAGUCUUUGUGGGUCACUGCUGGAGGUUUUGUUGUUUUUGACCAGAGAGUCGGGUGGCAAUGUGCUUUUGAGUAGUACGUGGAAUAUGUUGACGAUUGGUUUGUUGUAAUCGUGGCAUUUGAUAUUCACGGUUACUGAAAAGACACUUCGGCUUGUUUGUCCCAUGUCUCGCUGGCAUCAUUAUUUAUAUACCACGGCGGAUUUUUGGAUGCUUUCACGAAUUACUCUAGUUCCCUUGUUUUGUUAUUUUAAUAUUGUCCUUUGGAUUCUCUCCAUGGAUUUACCAUUUUUCGCAAUAUGUAUGAGCUUGGUAUUGAGGGGCCCUCGCGGGGUGGCAAAGUUUACGACUACCGUGGAUUUCUCGAGAGGGUAGUUUUUUCAAGAGCUAUCCUUUGAGGUGAUCCAUAUGGAGGAGUCAGUAGCAUCUUGGGCGGUUGGGGGUGGUGGUAGCAGCAGGGUUCAAAACUCGGCGUAAGUGUAUUCAAUGGCUUGUGCCUUACAGGUACUGUACUAGUUUCAACCCACAAAGCACUGCACUGGUUUCCACGCAAGCCUAAAUUCCAGUGUUUAACUUCC
Molecule: messenger RNA, 3847 nt
Organism: Neurospora crassa OR74A
Lineage: Eukaryota; Fungi; Ascomycota; Sordariomycetes; Sordariales; Sordariaceae
Exons: 4
Coding region: 1011-3194 (727 amino acids)
Biological process (GO): regulation of transcription by RNA polymerase II
Molecular function (GO): RNA polymerase II transcription regulatory region sequence-specific DNA binding; DNA-binding transcription factor activity, RNA polymerase II-specific
Source: RefSeq, a predicted model, not a curated record